Molecule: messenger RNA, 1311 nt
Organism: Fusarium keratoplasticum
Lineage: Eukaryota; Fungi; Ascomycota; Sordariomycetes; Hypocreales; Nectriaceae
Product: Zn(2)-C6 fungal-type domain-containing protein
Exons: 2
Coding region: 37-1311 (424 amino acids)
Biological process (GO): regulation of transcription by RNA polymerase II
Molecular function (GO): zinc ion binding; DNA-binding transcription activator activity, RNA polymerase II-specific
Source: RefSeq, a predicted model, not a curated record
UUUUCCAUUCUCCUCUACCUAUACUCCUGCUCCUCGAUGACGCCCCCUUACUCCAUGGUUCUGGAUAAAGUCGGGCAGCCAACGGCCGACAAGACCCCAUGUCCCCGGACCCGCCCCCGUCCCGAGGGCCGAUCGCGCCGGCGACAUCACAAAUCCAGAGGGGGGUGCAGACCCUGCAAAGGCCGUCGGGUAAAGUGCGACGAGGUUCGACCCGCCUGUAAUAACUGCACCAAAAGGGACGUCACUUGCGAAUACUUUGACACCUGGCGUUGUUUGAUCAAUCGCCCAGACGCAUCACCCAAGAUUCUCCCUCGCCUAAAUCAGGCCCGAGAUGACUCUACAGCGUCACCGGCGCCUUCCACACUGACAAACUCUUCGAGCAUCCCCAGCAGCUUAGUGCCCUCGCAAAAUCUCUUCCCAGAGGGCGUUGAGACCCCGGAAGACCGCUUGCUGGAUCUUCGUCUGUUCUGUCACUAUCUAGAGAUGACUACACGGUCGACCGACGUGCAAAUGUCCUGGGCGUUCUGGAUAGUGCAAGAAGCAUCGCGAUCACCGUCCGUCAUGGAUGCUCUCCUCGGCUUUUCGGCCUUCCAUCUGCGACGCCACCACAAGCACGACGAGGCUCUGCGUGACGCCUCGCACAAGUUCAUGGCUCGUGCGAUAAAGCGUCAUAGGGAACAACUCAGAGCGGGAUUCAACGACGCCAACGCUGCGAGCAUUGUCGCGACUUGCGCUUUGGUGACUUUCCACUCAAGCGUGAACCAUUCAUUGCUAAGUUCAGAUGGUGGUGGUCAUCGCCUGCCUGUUCACUGGUUCCGAUCGUUUCACAUGACGAUGCAAGUCAUUCGAAUGGCACGUUUCUUUAGCCCGGACUCAGAUCUCUGUCGAAGACUUGCAGGGAUUGACAGGCUCCAGCACGAGAUUAUGGAAAAGGAAGUCGGUGGCAGGUUCAACUUUCUCUUUGAAUAUAUCGAUCCGUUGGGUCCUUCAGACGAGGAAUCUCUGUUGGCCUAUGGACAGGCCGUGGCUUUACUCUCGUCACUCUACUGCAACUUGGAGCAUGCAACGCCCCUGCUCUUCUUCAUCACCGUGUCACCUCGAUACGUUGACCUCUUGGCGGCCGAGGACCCCAGAGCGUUGGCCAUCCUGGGAUACUUUUUCAUGCUUGUAAGAAAGAGUCGACAAUUCUGGUGGGUAGAUGGAGCCCCCGAGUCCGAGUUUGCCACCGUUAUGGCAUUAUUACCGCACCGAUGGAGGCCGGUGAUGGAUUGGGCCGUGUUGGAGUUUGCCCAGCAAGAGCCUUCCGCUUAG